AUAUUUCCGCGCGUCUUCAUCAUUACGACACUGCCCUAGUGGACGCAGACCUCACUCUUCAUGAGAUAUGCUGGUCGUUGAUCCCAACGAACGCAUCAUGCAAGACAGCGGCUGGGCAGACGGUCUGCGAGGCAUCGCUGCCGUCUAUGUCGCCGCCUCUCAUCUGGUCCUCUGCUUUGGCAGACAGUUCACGAAUCCUUGCUGCACCGACAACGGGACCCCAUGGCUUUUCCAGCGACCCAUCUUGCGUCUCAUCGCCUCCGGACACAGCUGGGUCGCCAUUUUCUUUGUCCUGCUGGGUUUCGUCAACGCCCUGAAGCCCAUCAAGCAGGCACGAAGUGGUGACUCCGAGUCAGCGUUGUCAGGCCUCUCUACAGCAGCUUUCCGUCGCUCCUUCCGCCUGGUCUUGCCGGCUAGUGUCGCCACUCUUAUCUCCUGGACACUGUGCCAGACUGGAGCUUAUGAAUUAGCCAGGAACAGCGAUGCCUACUGGCUAUACACCAACACCCCGCCGCGGAGCGACUCGUGGUGUGGAGCUAUCUACGGUCUGGUGCGGGCACUAAUGUCUACCUGGAGACUGGGCGACGGCAAUCUAUACGAUCAACCCCAGUGGGCGUUGAUUUAUCUGUUGAUGGGCAGCAUCGUGGGAUACUUCGUCUUGCUGGCCACGGUACAGCUUACUACGGUUUGGAGGAGCAUUACGCUUGCGCUUUGCUUAUUCUGGUCCUGGAGCUGGUCCUACAACCUGAGGGAUCCCCUGGUCGGCUUUACAGUCAUUGGAGGCAUCCUGCUUGCAGAGUUCAGCGUCUCUCCACAGCCAGCGAAACUGGCCGCCUUCCCGCUCGUGUCGACCAUUCUAUCGCCCGUCCUCGCCCUGAUCGGAUUGGUGUUCAUGUCUUACCCGUCGAGCAACCCAGACUCGGCACCAUGGUCCGCUGUCUUGAAGUAUGUCUUCGGCAGCGUUUUUCCAAGAUCGGCUUCCUUCUCGAUGCCCCGUCUCGUUGGCAGCGUCGGUGCUCUAAUGCUGUGCUUCGCCAUUCUCAUCAGCCCGCAUCUGCGCCGCGCACUCUCCGUCAAGCCGCUCCGCUGGCUGGGCAAGCUCAGUUUCCCAAUCUAUCUACUCCACGGCACCGUCAUGCGUACAGUUCUCGCGUGGGUCGUAUUCGCUGGCCAGCCUUUGGAAGCUUUCCCACUCGAACUUGCAACCGAGGACCGCGACACUGUUUACCGGUAUGCUCAGCCCGGCAACGUACGCAUUACGAUCGGUCUCAUCAUCAUGAGUGCCUUCACCCUAUACGCGAGCCACCUCUGGGCAAACAACUUUGAACCGGCGUUUGGCAGGAUCACCGCAUGGGCGGAGGGGAAGAUGAAGCCAGAAAAGAGGGAGGGAUAAGAAGAGAAGGGGCUGAAAGCAAACAAACUCGAGAUUGCUCGCUAGAGCCCUCCAUGCGGACGCGGCUCAGCUUGACAGCAAUUAUCUUGACACACCCUGCUAGGUUCGGAAUCAUGAGAUUGAAUUACCUAAAAAAGCUGGAUCGAUCUAUUGUAUGAAGAUUCAGACGACGGCCGGGUCGACUCGGGGAUUGGAGCACGAUGAAAGACUCGGACUCGGUACUUUGAAGACGCGAGCGGCACAAUCUUUGCUUCAUCUUCAAAGCCUUGCAUACAAAGAGAAGGAAGGCAUGAAACAGCAUUGGAUAUUACAUGCUUAUUGAGCUACCUAGAUAGAUGGAUGGUGUGGUCAAGAGAGCCACUCUCGCGUCCACGACCAGCCGCCAGCGCAGGCCAGGCCUAAGAUAGAAUUCACUAUGUCAACAC
Paraphaeosphaeria sporulosa is the source of this 1818-nucleotide messenger RNA. RefSeq lists its product as uncharacterized. Gene Ontology annotation, molecular function: acyltransferase activity, transferring groups other than amino-acyl groups. Gene Ontology annotation, biological process: polysaccharide biosynthetic process. The transcript has 2 exons. The record is from RefSeq and is a predicted model, not a curated record. Lineage: Eukaryota; Fungi; Ascomycota; Dothideomycetes; Pleosporales; Didymosphaeriaceae. Bases 68 to 1393 code for a protein of 441 amino acids. Gene Ontology annotation, cellular component: membrane.